Molecule: messenger RNA, 219 nt
Organism: Gongylonema pulchrum
Lineage: Eukaryota; Metazoa; Nematoda; Chromadorea; Rhabditida; Gongylonematidae
Source: the annotation of a GenBank genome assembly
AUGCUGGUACAGCAUGUGUUUAUAAUCAAUCGAGCGGGCAGUCUCAUCUAUGACUGGGAUAGCAAGGACGAUUGCGCAACCGUCGAAAAGACAUUCAGUUACCCGCUUGAUAUUGUUCUCGAUAUUGUCGACCAGAAAGUGACCGUUGUUUUUGGGGAACGUGAUGGAAUUGGACUGAGGUUAUUUGCCAGGCUCUUUGCAAUGAUUUUUUGUUCGUAG